Messenger RNA from Strongylus vulgaris, 285 nucleotides. Lineage: Eukaryota; Metazoa; Nematoda; Chromadorea; Rhabditida; Strongylidae. The record is from the annotation of a GenBank genome assembly.
AUGGAAUCCCUUGUUGGUCCAUUAGGCCCUCGUUUGAAUCCUGUUGUGAUUGGCAUGCUGCCACCUGGUCUCCCUCCACCGUUUCCACCACCGGUUCACGGCAGAUUUGCUCAUUUUUUGCCUGGAAUGCCCCCUCCUCAAGCGCCCCAACAACCUCCCAUGACACAUAGUUUACCACCUUCUGAGCCUUUGGAUGCCGGAAGCAGCCUUUCCCACACACCAGAUAGUGAACAAGAGGCAAGUAGAGCAUUGCAGCUCGAUAUGAUUACUUAUAGUCAUUGUUGA